GGCCUAUUCUGAUACUGACUGGGCUGGUUGUCUUGAUAGCUCUCGCUCCACCACUGGAUUUGCUGUUUUUUUAGGACCGAAUCUUGUUUCAUGGAAGUCUAAAAAGCAGUCCACUGUCCAGGACACCAUACACGUUCGGUCUGUUCUCUUUGAGCUUGGGUUUCCUGUUCGCGAGCCAGUUCAGCUAUUUUGUGAUAAUAUCUCCGCCUCCUAUUUGACUGCUAACCCCGUUCAGCAUGCUCGGAGCAAACACAUACAGAUUGAUUAUCAUUUUGUUCGAGAGAGAGUUGCCCAUGGAGAUUUAGUAGUUAAAUAUGUUCCUACUCAUCUUCAACUCGCUGAUAUUUUUACUAAGAGUUUGUCUAGUCAACAAUUUCAUUUUUUAAAAGACAACAUGCGCGUUGUAUCUCUCGCACAGUUUGAGGGGGUGUAAUAGUUUAUCUAAAUUAGAAAUUCUGUUGUAUUUUGGAAACUCUCUUGAUUAUAUAUACCCUAGUUUAUCUCCCUAGGGUAACCUGUUUCAAUUAUUCACAAUAAUACCCUACAUGGGUUACUUAUGGGCUCUGGCCUUCGUUUAGGACCAAUUUAAAUUAUUCUAGGUUUACUACAAGUUCACUCCACCAUGAGAAAAUUUUAGGUUGUGUAAAAGUUCACAAAUCACAAUGGAAGAACUUAGAUUAAAAAGCUCUCUGAGAAAUCCAUGCUUAGUUAAAUAUUAGAUGGUGAAAUGCUAAACAAUUUUGAUAUAUUGACCUAAUUUUACAAUCAAUUAUCUCCGACUACAUUGGACUAGGCUUAUCCACUAAAGAUUCAUUCAAUCCAUGAUUAAUUGAAAAUAUUCAAAAACUAGUGAUUAGAACUUUAAUCACUAUAAUACCUCAAAAAAAAAACUUUAAUAUGAACAAUCACAAAAUUGGUUGAGUUGCUUGAGUAUCAUAUAUACUGAUUAUACUCUCAUAUGUCAUACCCAUAUUACUAUCAGCAUGAACAAAUAGUCGAAUAUGUUUUGUGUUAGGUGAAAAGAAGUAAAGAACCUGGUGCUAAAUGAUGUGUAGUUAGACUAAUCCUGUGUGCAUCCAUCGAAUGUGGUUUAAAAACUCUUAUACAGGGGAGUAUACAGUUAUACUGAUACACCGAUGGAUUGGAAGACGAGAUAAACUAAACAGAAAUGUUUAAACUGUUGCAUUUUUCUCUGUCAGAUUAUCGAUUAUAUUAACUUUAAUAAUUGACUAACACGUAGUACUAUAUACUCCAUCCGUCCCAAUUUGAUUUGCAAAAUUUCCUUUUUCGGUUGUCCCAAAAUAGUUUUUCACUUUCUAUUUUAGGUAUGUAAAUAACAAUACGGUGACAAAUUUACCCUUACUUUUACUUUUUCCCCAUUAACUUAAAAACAUCUACUUUUAGAAAAAUGAACAAAAACGUAAAAAACAAGCAUCAUUUAUUGUCAUUUCUUAAUCCUUACGUCGGCCAAAGUGUGCAAUUCGAUUCGGGACGGAGGGAGUACAUUUUCUCACACCAAACAUAUUUUGACGCAACCCACUUCAUGAUAGUGAACCACCAAAUUGCCAAAAACAGUCCAUAGAUCCAACUUCUUUGUUGCAUAUCGUCGAUCAAGUGGGGGGCAGCUCAAGGAAGAAGCUUAAGCCACUACAGCAGCGUGGAUUUGUGUAGUUUUUAAUUUUUAUGCAGAAGAACCUUGGAGAGAAGGGAGAAGAUCCAGAGAGUUGAAAGAGAGGGCUGAGAUUUCAAGAGCAGAGUUCAUAAACUGUAAAGUACGGAGUACUCCGUAAUAGGCAGUAGAAGAUAAUUGGAAAAGUUCCCACACCGAAAACGUUAGGAAUACUCAUAGCCGUA
Molecule: messenger RNA, 1854 nt
Organism: Cuscuta europaea
Lineage: Eukaryota; Viridiplantae; Streptophyta; Magnoliopsida; Solanales; Convolvulaceae
Source: the annotation of a GenBank genome assembly